AUGAGCUUAGAAGCAUAAGUAACUUAAAUUGAAACAGAUCUAUAUGACAAUGGGUAGUCAAAAAUUAUUAUGGAAAAGGAUUCAACUGAAUCAGGUUCAGAAAAUGUUGACAUAUAUAGAGAAUAAAGUAAGUAAAAUGAUUCAAGAGAAUUAUAAGAUGAAGAAACAGUAAAAUUAAAUAAUAUACCAACAAAUAUGGAAGAAUUCAAAGAAUAUAUUAAUUAGGAGGGAUUAAAUGAAAGUAUGGAUUUUAGUAAACAAGUGGAAGCUAAUAGCAAUAAUAAUUUAAACAUUGAACGUGAAUAGGAUGAAUAAAACAAUAAUGAAUUACCUGAGAGCAGUAAUGAUAAAAAUAUAAAUAUAGAUUUUGAGUAUGAUAAACAAUUAAUAUAAAGUAAAUAAAAUGGAUAUAAAUAAAUAAAUUUUUAGUUAGAUGGUAAGUAAUAAAAUGAAAGUUAAGAUAUAAAUUAAAGUUUAUAAUUAAAAUCAAAAAAUUAACAUGUGAAAUUUGUAGGAAACUAUGAUAAGGAAUUUAAUUUAGAUCAUCUUAUUAAGGUCGACAGAUUAGUUUAGUAUUUAUAAAAAGAUGAGUCAUAUUAAGAAUAAAUAAUUAAUAAAUUUUAGACUGACUAAAACGUAUAUGCGAAUUAAGAAUAAGUAUUCAACUAAAUCUAAAAUGAAUAAUAAGUAGAAUCUAGUCAAGGUUAACAAUUAAAUCAAAUCUAACUUGAAUAGUAAGUAGAAACUACUUAAUAAUAAGAUUAAAACCAAGUUUAAAAUGAAUAGUAAGUAGAAUCUAGUGAAGGUUAACAAUUAAACCAAAUCUAACUUGAAUAGUAAGUGGAAUCUAGUGAAGAUUAACAAUUAAACCAAAUCUAACUUGAAUAGUAAGUGGAAUCUAGUGAAGAUUAACAAUUAAACCAAAUCUAACUUGAAUAGUAAGUGGAAUCUAGUGAAGAUUAACAAUUAAACCAAAUCUAACUUGAAUAGUAAGUGGAAUCUAGUGAAGAUUAACAAUUAAACCAAAUCUAACUUGAAUAGUAAGUGGAAUCUAGUGAAGAUUAACAAUUAAACCAAAUCUAACUUGAAUAGUAAGUGGAAUCUAGUGAAGAUUAACAAUUAAACCAAAUCUAACUUGAAUAGUAAGUGGAAUCUAGUGAAGAUUAACAAUUAAACCAAAUCUAACUUGAAUAGUAAGUGGAAUCUAGUGAAGAUUAACAAUUAAACCAAAUCUAACUUGAAUAGUAAGUGGAAUCUAGUGAAGAUUAACAAUUAAACCAAAUCUAACUUGAAUAGUAAGUGGAAUCUAGUGAAGAUUAACAAUUAAACCAAAUCUAACUUGAAUAGUAAGUGGAAUCUAGUGAAGAUUAACAAUUAAACCAAAUCUAACUUGAAUAGUAAGUGGAAUCUAGUGAAGAUUAACAAUUAAACCAAAUCUAACUUGAAUAGUAAGUGGAAUCUAGUGAAGAUUAACAAUUAAACCAAAUCUAACUUGAAUAGUAAGUGGAAUCUAGUGAAGAUUAACAAUUAAACCAAAUCUAACUUGAAUAGUAAGUGGAAUCUAGUGAAGAUUAACAAUUAAACCAAAUCUAACUUGAAUAGUAAGUGGAAUCUAGUGAAGAUUAACAAUUAAACCAAAUCUAACUUGAAUAGUAAGUGGAAUCUAGUGAAGAUUAACAAUUAAACCAAAUCUAACUUGAAUAGUAAGUGGAAUCUAGUGAAGAUUAACAAUUAAACCAAAUCUAACUUGAAUAGUAAGUGGAAUCUAGUGAAGAUUAACAAUUAAACCAAAUCUAACUUGAAUAGUAAGUGGAAUCUAGUGAAGAUUAACAAUUAAACCAAAUCUAACUUGAAUAGUAAGUGGAAUCUAGUGAAGAUUAACAAUUAAACCAAAUCUAACUUGAAUAGUAAGUGGAAUCUAGUGAAGAUUAACAAUUAAACCAAAUCUAACUUGAAUAGUAAGUGGAAUCUAGUGAAGAUUAACAAUUAAACCAAAUCUAACUUGAAUAGUAAGUGGAAUCUAGUGAAGAUUAACAAUUAAACCAAAUCUAACUUGAAUAGUAAGUGGAAUCUAGUGAAGAUUAACAAUUAAACCAAAUCUAACUUGAAUAGUAAGUGGAAUCUAGUGAAGAUUAACAAUUAAACCAAAUCUAACUUGAAUAGUAAGUGGAAUCUAGUGAAGAUUAACAAUUAAACCAAAUCUAACUUGAAUAGUAAGUGGAAUCUAGUGAAGAUUAACAAUUAAACCAAAUCUAACUUGAAUAGUAAGUGGAAUCUAGUGAAGAUUAACAAUUAAACCAAAUCUAACUUGAAUAGUAAGUGGAAUCUAGUGAAGAUUAACAAUUAAACCAAAUCUAACUUGAAUAGUAAGUGGAAUCUAGUGAAGAUUAACAAUUAAACCAAAUCUAACUUGAAUAGUAAGUGGAAUCUAGUGAAGAUUAACAAUUAAACCAAAUCUAACUUGAAUAGUAAGUGGAAUCUAGUGAAGAUUAACAAUUAAACCAAAUCUAACUUGAAUAGUAAGUGGAAUCUAGUGAAGAUUAACAAUUAAACCAAAUCUAACUUGAAUAGUAAGUGGAAUCUAGUGAAGAUUAACAAUUAAACCAAAUCUAACUUGAAUAGUAAGUGGAAUCUAGUGAAGAUUAACAAUUAAACCAAAUCUAACUUGAAUAGUAAGUGGAAUCUAGUGAAGAUUAACAAUUAAACCAAAUCUAACUUGAAUAGUAAGUAGAAUCUAGUGAAGACUAACAAUUAAAUUUAAUCUUACUUGAAUAGUAAAUACAAACGAAUUAAGAAAAAGAUUCAAAUCAUAUUUAAAAUUUAUUGAAUUUAGAAACUAAUUAAGAAUCAGUAUUAAAUUAUGUCUCAACUGAAUAGUAAGUAAAACCAAGUUAAGAAUAUAUUUAGGAAUCCUAAUAAUUAUAAAUUUCAAAUCAAAACUAUUAUUUUAUAAAUAAACCAAAUAUUUUAAAAACUUAAAGUAUCUUUAAAAAACUAAAAAACAAAAUCCAAACAUAAAUACAAUAUUAGUUUUUACAAUUUUUUACUAUGUUUUUUACCAUUCUAUCACUUAUUAGAACUAAAAUAACAUCACAUUACAACAUACUUAUCAGCAUUACACUAUUAAUAAUAAACCAAUCUAUAUUCUAUGUUUAAAAAUUUUUACAUUAACUAUUUUUAAUUUUUAAAGAAGAAAGAUAACAGAAUGAUUUAUUUAUAGAACCAAAUUAACUAAUAAUAAAGCAAAAAUUAGAAAAUUUAUAACUUUUUAUCUAGAAUUUUUUAACUUUAUUUAACAAGUUUAAAUCAAUUUUAAUAAAGGCUUUUUAAAUAUUUUUAAACUUUUUGCUCAAAAUUUAUAAUUUUAUCAAGUUCAUUUUAAUUUAAGUCCUAGAUAUCCCAAUAGCUAUAAUAAUCAUAUUUUACAAUGGGGCUAUUAUAAUGAUAAAAAGAUUUUAUAUCUUGACUUAGAUACUAAAAAGACUUUAUAACUAUUUAUUUGCAUCUUCAAACUCAGCAGUUCCUGCUCCUGCUCCUCCUACUCUCCCUUCAUAACCUAAAGAAUACCCUAUUGCAUUAUUAAUAGGAGAAGCUGGUGUUGGUAAAACAUAAAUAUUAAACAAAAUUAAUGAUUAAGAAAUCUUGUAAUAUGAAUUUUUAGAAACAAGUUCUUUCGAUUUUAAAAAUGAUAUUGAAUAAAGGGAGAUACAAAUAAAAGAAUUUUAAAGAAUUUUUGAUAGCAAACCAAAUAAAGUGGCUACAUUAUUUAUUGUUGUAAAAUUUGAAAGAACAGAUAUAAUGAAAAGAUCAAUAUUAAAUAUUUACCCAUACUUUAAGAAGUUUUAGAGUUAAAUAAGCUUAAUUAUUACUCAUUUUGAUUUAAGUGAUGACCAGGAAUAAGAUAAAGUUGAUUUAUAAAGGGCUUUAAAAAUUUUUAAAUCAAAGUCAAUUUUAUUUGUUGGUCAGCAAACAUCUAAAGAAGAAUUAAUUAGCUAAAUAAAACGUUCAGAUAGUUUAGUUUCUAUUGAAAAAGACUAUAAGUUUGAUUUGACUGAUACAAUAUUUGAAAAACCUGAUGAAGAAGAAACAAAGGAGUUAAGGGAUGCUUUAUAACAAUUGGCGGCAAGAGCGUGA
Messenger RNA from Paramecium pentaurelia, 4134 nucleotides. The record is from the annotation of a GenBank genome assembly. NCBI's taxonomy places the organism in Eukaryota, Ciliophora, Oligohymenophorea, Peniculida, Parameciidae.